AUGACAAGAAAAUUAAAAAACGAUGAAAUCGGAAUUAUUGUAUCAAACGGAAAAUUGGCUGCAGAAUCAUUGAAAUUGCUCAAACGAAGUAUGAAAUGUUUCUAUGCAACGCACGAAGUAAUUAAUGAUCUUAUCGUUUCUCUGGAAAAAACAAAUAUUUUUGCGAGUACACAUGUAGAAGAAAUGAAACAGAUAAUUAUUGAGAAUAACGAAAGAAUUUUUUUGCUCGAACAAGAAAAUAAAAGAUUAAAGGAAGAAUAUAUUAGGAAUCUUUCAUCGCAACCAUAUUUUGCUCGUCAAAUAUCUACCAUUCGUGAAAGACAUCAAUUAGAAAUUGCUCAAGUUUGCAUUUUUAAUAUUUCAGUUACGCCAACAAGAUCUGCAAAUUCUAUCAAUACAUUUCAGCAAAUAGCAUGUUUUAAAUGA
Messenger RNA from Dentiscutata erythropus, 426 nucleotides. Lineage: Eukaryota; Fungi; Glomeromycota; Glomeromycetes; Diversisporales; Gigasporaceae. The record is from the annotation of a GenBank genome assembly.